CGCAGAACUGUCAGUGCCCGUCGACGCACCCCCGGCUUCGCUCGCCCGCUUGGCCCCGCGGACUCGCACGCGCGCCAGUGCCAAGCCAGUGUGUGUGUGUGUGUGUGCAAACAGUUACCAGUGCUGUCUCGCGAAGGGAACAUCGUGGAUGAACAUCAAGAACAUCGCGGAAGGCGGCCAGCUAUGAGCGAAUGCGAAAGCAUUGUUUUCGUGGCGUGCGGGUAAACGUACUCGUUUAUGCACUUGUCGAGCGUUGCAAGGGAUUCCCACUCGUAGGAAAUCGUUCAGCUCAGCGUCGCACUAUUCGUACGUGUCUUUAUAGUAAAGCUCUCGAAGAAAUCUAGACUUGGAACUUUGUUGGCGCUAUUCGCUUCCAUCCAGGACCACAUGUUGCAUCCCGAAUUCUAAGAAAACUGAUGAGGUCUAUGGAACCUGCCCCUUAAUUUCACAAACAAACUUCUCAAAAUGAACCUGAGAUGUUGUAAACGGCAGCCGAGGAAGUAUUGCAAGGCGUACAGGCAGAAAACGAGUUCGCAUUACGACGGUACAUGAAGACUCGCACAUGAAAGUAGAUUAAAAGCAAGUGCACAUAGUCAGUGGCAGCUUCAGACUAAAAACCUAUAUUAUUACCAAAUGUUUGGAAUUUUAAACACUGCUUCCUCAUGAGUCACCACUAAUCAAGAAAGAAUAUACUGUGGUUGCAUUCAUCAUUGUUGGAAUCUGAAGAAGUGGAGCGAUUGAAGUUUAAAAUUUGCAAGUGUUGCGUUCGGAGGUGGUUGAAGGGGAGAGGCGAAGCGGGAGAGGUGUGAGGGCAUAUUGACGUUAUCCUGUCAGGGGACCGAUAAGCCCUGAUCCUGACCAAUCGCCACACACCAGCGCAUCACAAGGUGAAAGAUAACAGAAUUCAGAGCCGAAGUACCGGUGCUUCCAGCUCUCAGACCUCCUAGAGAAAUCGUGGUGACGAAGUGACAAGCUACUCUCCUACGUUUUUGUGCAGAAUAUCCAUGAAUUAAACAGUUGUUUCGUUGUCCUGUGUUUGUGUGGUGAAUCUAAUUCCUUAAGUGUUAUAUAAAAGACAAUUCGUGAGUCAGUGUAGUUUUCUUUUACUAUCAUUAGGAAGAUCAUCUGAAGGUUUCGAGUCACUGCCAGAAGACAUCGAAUCAGUGAAUAUUUUGACAAACUACGAGCAAUCUGAUUUUCAAAUACCACCUCAUUCACAGUACGGGUUCUACAAUAUUCAAAUGGAAAUGCUCAGCACGCUUAAUGCCUUGGCUGGGAAAAUCUCGCCUCAAAGCGGCACGGACAGCAAUGCUAAUAAAGUGAGCAUCCAAAAUAAUAACAACAACAAUAAUACGUCGCCGCAUCCGCACCCGUACAGCAAACCAGCUCCUCCCGUGCCAGCAUCGUCCGCUUCGGCAUCCCCUGCGAGCAACGCGUACGGGGACUCCAAACUCCCGCCUGCAAAUGGGGCGUGCUCCAGCCCGGAAAUUCUGUUUGGUUGCCAACAAGGUAACCGCACUUCUCGAAGAAGGACAGGUGCGGACUUCGGAGAUAUGGCCGGCACGCCGUUGUCCUUUCGAGAGAACGAUUUCUUGUUUGGAGGCAAAUAUGGAUAA
Gryllus bimaculatus (two-spotted cricket) is the source of this 1616-nucleotide messenger RNA. Lineage: Eukaryota; Metazoa; Arthropoda; Insecta; Orthoptera; Gryllidae. The record is from the annotation of a GenBank genome assembly.